This is a messenger RNA of Camelina sativa (false flax), 414 nucleotides long. The record is from RefSeq and is a predicted model, not a curated record. Lineage: Eukaryota; Viridiplantae; Streptophyta; Magnoliopsida; Brassicales; Brassicaceae.
AUGGCUUUGAACUCUGCAAUACUAAUAGAUAAGGAACAUGUAGCCAUUACAGCGAAUAGUUUCGAAACUGAAAAAUCUCGUUAUGAGAUUUGGGAGCGAUCUAACAGGCUGAGUUUGAACCUCAUGAGAAUGACAAUGGCAGAAAGUGUUAAGCCAUCUAUGCCUAAGACAGAGAAAACAAGGGAAUUCAUAGAGAAAAUUAAAGAACGUUCACAAUCUGAUUUGGCUGACAAGUCGAUUGUAGGAAGUCUCAUGAAUGAACUUACUAUGAAAAAGUCUCAGCCAAUUCAUGAUCAUGUGACCCACAUGUCUAACUUGGCAGCAAUGUUGUCAACCUUGGGAAUGGAAGUUCAUGAGAAUUUCUUGGUCCAAUUCAUUAUGAAUUCUCUACCUUUUGAGUUUAGCCAGUUCUAG